Lytechinus pictus (painted urchin) is the source of this 2491-nucleotide messenger RNA. Its product is annotated as small ribosomal subunit protein uS15m-like. The record is from RefSeq and is a predicted model, not a curated record. NCBI's taxonomy places the organism in Eukaryota, Metazoa, Echinodermata, Echinoidea, Temnopleuroida, Toxopneustidae. The transcript is spliced from 7 exons. Gene Ontology annotation, molecular function: structural constituent of ribosome; RNA binding. Gene Ontology annotation, biological process: mitochondrial translation. Gene Ontology annotation, cellular component: mitochondrial small ribosomal subunit; ribosome. The coding region runs from base 622 to 1614 and encodes 330 amino acids.
ACUGUUCAUGUGGAAGAAUUUGUUAAACAUAACUUUCAACAGUACAGAUUAUAUUAUCAAUAAUAGUAAUGAUGAUGGUGGUGGUUAUAAUGAUGGUAAUGAUGAUGAUGAUGGUGAUGAUGAUGGUGAUAAUGGUGAUGGUGAUGAUGUUGUUGAUGAUGUCGGUGGUAAUGGUGAUGAUGGUAAUGGUGGACUUGCAGUGGUGAUGAUGGUAAAAAUGACUGAUGAAGGAGGUGAUGGCGGUGAUGAUGGUAAAAAUAAUUGUGAUUAUGGUGAUGCUAGGCUUGAUAGUGGUGAUAAUUGAUGAUAAUAAUAGACCUACCAUCAACCAUGGACAUGAUGACAAAGAUGAAUGAUGAGUUCUGUGAGUUGUUAAUCAGCCCAAAGAGGAUGGAUAACGAAGAGGUGUCACUGUUACAACAAGUUUAAUUAGAAACAUUCAGACACAAAUAAUGAACCGAAAAAAACAAAAAAAUGUGAGAAACAGAGAAAAUGAUGCGCGCCAUCUUCGAUGAAUUAUCACCACAAAAUGGCAGCUUCCACAACAGAGUGUGUGCAGACCGCGACUGAUCGCUGUCUCUGAAGAAUUUAUUUAUUCUUUGUCUUCCCUCUUGUUACUGUAUGUCGAUGAUCAUGGCUGCUGUAGCAGAUAUCACAGCACACCUCAGAAAGACAAUUAUAAGCUUGAGGAAUACAAAUGCUAUUGAGAAGUCUUGUAGAAUUCGAACCGUUUCAUCACUUUCUUCACAUUUCGAUUCGGCUGCCAGUGCCAGCGCUAGCGAGAGGAGCGGAAGCUCUGGCGGGGACCUGCCCGCGAGAAACGGAUCAAUCUUGGUGUUGACGAGAAGCCCGAUUCAGGUUCCAUCUCGAACUCAAAGACGAUGUUUGCACUCGGUAUUGUCUUCCCAGCAUUUACAUCAUCCACCGUCAAAUGUUCAUAUAUCAAGGGGCCUGGCUUCGAAAGCUCACAUGAGGUACAACAAGAGGAAAAAGGCACCAGUAGAUCUGUUUCAAGGAUUAGACCCUUCCCAGCCCAGAUUAGGUUUUGAAAAAGUCAAGGAAUUAGAAACAGCUAAUGAUACUGUUAAGAAAAUAUUCAGCUUGGAGUUUGGCACUGGGACUGAUUUGCAUAAGAUGAGGAGGAAGCUGACCCAGGAUUCCGUGAGAGAUAAACCAGAUGAGAAAGACGACUUGGCUGUUAAAAUUGCCACCAUCACUGAACACAUAAGGGCCUUAGCACCACAUGUGGAAAACAAUAAAAAGGAUUCCGUCAACAAAGUGCGUAUGCUGAAUGCAAUCGACCGACGGCGCAAGAUGCUCAAAUACCUGAGGAAGCGCAACUACGCGCGCUUCGAACGGCUCCUGCUGGAGCUCAACUUGACCUGGACUCCUCCGCCGGACUAUUACGUCAAAAAGACCAGGCGCUCCAUGGAGAAGAAGGCGGUGGUCAAGGAGGGCUAUAUGAAGAAACAGCAAGCGCUGAAGGAGUUUGAGGAGAGAUGGAGGCAGGAGAAACUCCUGGAGAUUGCCAAGUUGAAGGAGGAUCUUGGGAAGGAGCUGACUGAGGAGGAGAGUAAUCUUUUGUUAAAGAGUAGAGAGGAGACAGCUCUAUAGGCCUCUGCUCCUAGAAGAGAUAACGUGAAAGAUGAACUUCAUCAAAUGAUGAUAUGUCCUUGUGUAGAGCCACUUUAUGUCUGUCAGAUUUUGGCACCUUGUGCUCCACAAUGUGCACCCAGCUUUAAUUGGCUGCCAGUGAAUGAUAGUAUUGUGUAGGACUGCUUUGCAAUAAGGGGGAACACUCUGCAUAUCAGCCGAUGUGUCAGAGUUGUAAUUACUGAAACAGCCAAAGUAAGACUGCUCUGGUGUGAGACAGGUAUAUGUACAGUUCAAAGAAUUACCAAAAGAUGCAAUAUCUAAUUAGUAUCAAAUAAAAUAUAUAGGUGAAUUCAUUAUUUUAUUUUUUUUGUUUUGGGAUUUCUACUGGAAACAAUCCUUGUAAUAGUAUCAGCACAGUCUGUUCUUAGUUGCUUGAACAAAAACUUAAUCAUUGGUAUGGGCUAAAUUAGCUGGAACCUAGAGUGGGGGGUCCUCAGAAAAUCAUUGAAAGUACUGCAAUACCAUUCACAUGUGAAAUCUUAAGAUUGGAAAAUGACAGAUUUUUAGAUAAAACCAUUACCCUUUUGUCAUCUCUGCCUCUGAGAUUUUCAGUGUAAUUACUUUAUUAUAAAAUAUCUGAUGUAAAAAAAAGUAAAGAAAAGAUAAAUUGUAGUGUGAAGUUAACCCCAAAUUUUACAAACGAAAUAGUAAUAAAGUAUGCAUAAAAUGAUACAGUUUAAAACCAACAUAUUCCUAUGAUUGAGGUAUGAAACAAGAAGCUUUCUUAUAUACUUGAAUGAUGAAGCCUUGCAAUCAUACAUUGUCUGUGCAGUGGAUGAUGAGCUUGAUAUUUUGCAAAAUUAUGGAUUUAUUAAAGAGAGGGAAAUGAAAUUCA